Canis lupus familiaris (dog) is the source of this 3803-nucleotide messenger RNA. It is a transcript of the gene PCMTD2, whose product is annotated as protein-L-isoaspartate (D-aspartate) O-methyltransferase domain containing 2. Bases 202 to 1284 code for a protein of 360 amino acids. The transcript is spliced from 7 exons. Gene Ontology annotation, cellular component: cytoplasm. NCBI's taxonomy places the organism in Eukaryota, Metazoa, Chordata, Mammalia, Carnivora, Canidae. The record is from RefSeq and is a predicted model, not a curated record. Gene Ontology annotation, biological process: protein modification process. Gene Ontology annotation, molecular function: protein-L-isoaspartate (D-aspartate) O-methyltransferase activity.
AGUGGGGCGGCGGAUGUUUACGGCGGCGGCGGUCGGGGCGGCGGACGGGCGAGGGGCGCCGAGGAGCUGCAGGUCGCGGCCGGGCGGCCCGGUCUCGCGGCCCAGCCCGGAGAAGAGUGGCUGAAGUAACCAACUCCACUUGGGUGUCGAGUACACUGUCAUUCAAGAAUUAGUGAAUAUUGCCUAAGCGUGAUCUUGAAGAUGGGAGGUGCUGUGAGUGCUGGUGAAGACAACGAUGAGCUGAUAGACAAUCUGAAGGAAGCACAGUACAUCCGGACCGAGCUAGUAGAGCAAGCUUUCCGAGCUAUCGACCGCGCAGAUUAUUAUCUUGAAGAAUUUAAGGAAAACGCUUAUAAAGACUUGGCGUGGAAGCAUGGAAACAUCCACCUCUCGGCCCCUUGCAUCUACUCAGAAGUGAUGGAAGCCCUCGACCUGCAGCCGGGGCUCUCCUUCUUAAACCUGGGCAGUGGCACGGGCUACCUCAGCUCGAUGGUGGGGCUCAUUCUAGGUCCUUUUGGUGUGAACCACGGGGUUGAACUCCAUUCAGAUGUAAUAGAAUAUGCAAGGCAGAAGCUGGACUUCUUUAUUAGAACCAGCGACAGCUUUGACAAAUUUGACUUCUGUGAACCUUCCUUUGUUACUGGCAAUUGCCUAGAGAUUUCUCCAGAUUGUUCUCAGUAUGAUCGUGUGUACUGUGGGGCUGGUGUGCAGAAAGAGCAUGAAGAGUACAUGAAGAGUCUUCUCAAAGUAGGAGGCAUCCUUGUCAUGCCACUGGAAGAGAAGUUGACUAAGAUAACACGAACCGGUCCUUCUGCUUGGGAAACCAAAAAGAUUCUGGCUGUUUCUUUUGCUCCUCUAAUCCAGCCUUGUCACUCAGAGUCUGGAAAAUCAAGACUUGUCCAGUUACCGCCGCUGGCCGUGCGAAGCCUCCAGGACCUGGCUCGCAUCGCCAUCCGGGCCACCAUUAAAAAGGUCAUCCGUCAGGAGACCGUGAGCAGCGGCGGGAACGGACUGAAGAACACUCCCAGGGCCAAGCGCAGGAGAGUGCGCCGCCGCUGCAUGGAGACCAUCGUCUUUUUGGACAAAGAGGUAUUUGCCAGUCGGAUCUCCAGCCCCUCUGAUGACAACAGCUGUGAGGACUUGGAAGAGGAACAGCGGGAGGAGGACAAGGCCCCGCCGGAAACGAAGCCAGCCCCGCCAGUGAACUUCCUGCGCGAGAAGGUCCUGAGCCUCCCCCUGCCCGAUCCCCUAAAAUACUACCUGCUGUACUACCGAGAGAAGUAAGUCUGCGGGCACCGAUUGGAGGCAGAACCGAAGGCUGUGCCCCUCGCCCUCGCCGGGCCACGUGGGCACAUGCUGUGGGGAAGGAGGUGCGGUCCUCUCCACCUUUCUGUUUUCAGUUUGUUCUUGGUUUUCCUCUAGAAUUCCCACUCAUUGGUAUCAUUUCAGCUAACAUAAUCUGACAAACACAAGGUGCAUAGGAGAAUGUUUUCUCAAAAGGGAGAGAAUCUCCUGGAGAAGGGUGUUUGCUUUUUGCUCUGGUGAAACUCUGACCUCUGCGCGCAGAGACCGCUUUGGUGACUGUCUCCCACCCAAGACACACAUGUCUGCGUUACUCAUGAAGCAGUGAAGUUGAAAGUAACCUGUGUUGCUCAUAAAAUGUGAAAGAAAGCACAAGUUUGCAAGUGUGUAAAGUCUUUCCUGGGUGUGACACACCUGUGUCCAAGUUAGAACUUUAUAGUACCAACCUCAUAAUUACUGGCGCUGAGCCCCACUCACCCUUUUAGUUCUCUGGAGCGGGGAAGAUUAUUGAAAAGCUCUCCUUUAUUUUAAAUGAAUGUGAUUAAAUCUUAAUGUGAGUUGUCGAUUGUAAUUUUAAAAGAAGGAAAUUGUGAUGGGGAGGAGGAAUAAAAGUAUCAAACUGCCAGAUGUCUCUCUCGAAUUCUGAAAUAAUCCAAGGAAUAUUUUCCUGACACCUUUUCUUACCUUUAGAAGAACGAGUGGCAGAUAAUUCCUUAGAAUAGACUCAACAAUGAAACAGGUGUUGUGUGUAAUAAACUUUUACCCCAAGGGUAGGUAGGGAUGACUGGUUGACCCAAGCUUGAAUAUGCUAAUGGGCACCUAAGGCAUCUAUGUGCUCCUUCCUCAAAACAGGUGGAAAGUAUUCAUUAAAAAUGCAGGAACUGCAUUGGGGACAAUGUUACAGACAGCCUGUGCUUUUUUUAAACUUCAGUUGGCUAUUUUUCUGUAAUCACAUUAGAGUACUGAUUAAUAGAUUUUAUCUUUUAUAAUUCUGGAGAAAAAGACGUGUUUUCUAAUUUUUCUUAAUAACAAAUAUGUGUAUUUUAGUAGCUCCAUUGCGUCAGAAUAACGGUGACUUGUGAAGCCUACCUUCUCCAGGCCCUUCGGGUGGAGCACGGUCUGUGUUGACCAAGUUCUGGGUUAGAAGAGGAGGCCGCCUGUCAGUUAGAUGGCAGGAUGUUUUCAAGUUACAUUGGUCAUUCCAAAACAUUGGUUCUUUUCAAACUCACUUUUUGUACCCAAAGAAAAGAAUGGUGUAAGACGUUAACAGGAAACUCAAACUCCGAGUGCUGAUGUAGGGUCAGUCAUGACUAGUUUUAUCCCUUAGCCUCUUGGAUGUUGCUGAGCUUGAGUGUCUCUCUGGUUUCACCAGCUGAACCGAGUUCUGGUUGUUUAUUUAUUUAUUUAAAAAAUUUUUAAACCUUUUCUUCUUUCUUAAGUAAGUGAAUCAUUUUUUUCCACAGGAUACUGUGUGCAUGCGUAGCUGGGAAAACAUGUCUGCUGCCCUAGAUUUGAAAAUGUAAUCCUUUGUAAAGACAGUUACCUCGUGGUCGUUUUUAACCUGGCUUUUAAUCGAAGGUCAAGCAUCCUUGUCUCAGAAGCGCAUGGUUUAUGUUUACUUGCGGUCACUUCUAGUGUGCACAUCUUUGCUGACAUCAUUCUAAUUGAUAUGUAGCAAUCUCUGCAAUACGUGGACAUUUGGAGCAUAAUGUUAAAUACAUGAUAUUUGUGAAAUCUGUUACACCAGGUGAGGUGGCUUGACUAAGUUUUUUAACUGUAUAUGGAUUUUAUUUUUUUUAAACCACAUUUGCUUUUAUGCUAGACUGUAAAAACUCUUCAUAAUGCAUAAGACAUGUUUUUCCCUGUAUAUGUCAAACCUUUCCUAACAUUUGUGUUUGUAUUUACAUGUUGUCAUUUUGUGAUGUUUAAACCAGAAUUUGGUUAAAAGUUUAUAUAGAUAUAAUAUAUGUGAAAUAGUUUGGUGUUUAUCUUAUACAUGUAGAGAAGAAUUAUAAAUGGGUUUUCCUGGGCUGAAGGGCCCCUCACCAGAGUCCAGUAUGAUGCACUACUACUACUAUCUGUUUCCUGACAGAUGUGUCGUCUGUAACCCCUAUAUUGUAAACCACAUUCUAGACAACUGUUGACUUUUAUGUUUUGAGAAGUAUGUAUUUCUGUAUGUGAUUUUUGUCUUGAAAGUAGUAAAGCCAUAGACGUGCAAAGGAAAUAUCAAAUGUAUAAAUAUCAAAGUAUGUAACGUAAAAAUCAGCUGUGUAUGUAAAAAUGCUUUUGCCAGUCUGGGCCUUUUCAGGGAAUUAAUGCCAGAAAUUUCAAACAAAGAUUUCAGUGAGCAGAUAUACAUUGGAUAAAUAGAAAGGGUAUCAAUAAACAUAGUUACGGCACUUCAGCCUUCUUGGCAUGGCUUGUGUUUCCUGUGUGGGAUUGAAAUUCUUGACUACAUAUUUUCCAAAAAUCUUUAAAAAUAAACUUUUUCUUUAUUACAA